ACUCACUCAUUGGGCUUGUGCUGAGUGGGUGUGAUCGUCUUGUACAAAAGUUAUUAAAUAAUCUAGUUACAAAUCAAUAAAGAUUACUUAUGUUUACAACUUGAAAUAUGUACCAAGGUGACGUAUUAUACUGUGAAGUGUUCAAAGUGACGUACAAUUAGAAUAACGAUUAAGGUAACUGAAGAUGUUCUCCUAAGACAAAAGGCUUCGUCCUUCACACAUUAGCUAGAGCAUCAUUGUUUAAACAGUUUGUUAUCUGCACGUCGCCGAUGGUACUAGAUGGUGAUUAUAGAAAUGCUAACGAUGUUACACUGCACUCAUGAAAAGGCCCAGCAAACUGUCACUUCUCACCCCUGAAGAAAAAGUGCAAUAUUUAUUUAAAAAUGGUCAUCUAAUUAAAGAUAAAUUUAUACGUAAAGCCCCACUGAACAAUGGAAAAAUUGAUAAAAGCUCUUUACCCAUAACCAAAAAUAGUUUAGUAUCCAAAAGUGGAAGGAUUAGAAAGAAAUGUAUGGACAACAUAAGGCUGUUUGAUAACAUACUGAAAACAGAACUUAUGAUUGACGAUUCUCAAAAGAAAAAGAAACUGACCAAGGUCAAGUCACCUGCCAACAACAACAAUGAUGAUUUAAGUGAUCACAAUAUUGAUUGGGAGCUUGCAGUAUUAGAUCCAUCUAACCUUCCAACUGUUUUUAAUGAUCUUAAAAAGCCAAAACCAAAGAAGAAGCCAGUGAAAUAUAUACCAAAAAGAUCCAAACAGGUUACAGCUUGUGCUCAAAAACUUCAGUGCGAUUACUGUGCCAGAAUGUUUGAUACAAAGACAUCUAUAAGGAGACACAUUUACGGGCACCUCAAUCUAAAGCCUCACAAAUGCCCUCAUUGUCCUAAAAAAUUCAGAUAUGUAACAAAAAUUCAAGAACAUAUAACACAAGAACAUGAUGAUACAAUUAGAAACUUCAUAUGUGAUAUAUGCGGUCAAUACUACCUUUCAAAAAAGAAUUACAACAUGCACUUAGCAACUCAUAUGCGCAGUGACGAUGAAUAUAAAUGUUUAUUUUGUGAGGAUACAUUUGGCCAAUAUUCAGCGCUGAUAAAACAUGAAAAGCAACACUUGGUAACGGGUCGUUACAUAUGCACAAUAUGUAAAAUGAGUUAUACAUGCCGUGAUCAUCUCUCUAUGCAUCUUAAAGGGCAUCUCAAGAUAAAAGAGUUCAUAUGUCAAUUUUGUGGUAAAGAGUUCUUGAGAUCAAAUUCCAUGCAGAGACAUGUGUUGGUAUGUCAUGCUGGACAUAGAAUAAAAUGUCCGAUAUGCAAAAAAGAGUUAAAAGGCCAUCUAACUGAACAUAUGAGAACUCAUGAAAAGAAACGACCUCAUAAGUGCCCUGAAUGUGGUCAACGUUUCACACAGUCCACCCAGUUAAAUGUACACAGACGAUCACAUACCGGAGCUCGACCUUAUCCAUGUAGGAUUUGUAAUCAUCGCUUUUCUCAUUCAAACGCUUUAAUGCUCCAUAUCAGACGUCAUACUGGAGAAAAACCUUUCCCUUGUGCUAUGUGUCCACUUAGAUUCUCCCAAUUGCCACAUAUGAAAGCUCACAUGAGAACAAUACAUGGCAAAGAAAAUGCAUACAAAUGCAAAAAGUGUGAGCAGUUUUUUAAAUUGAAAGUUGACUUAGAAAAUCAUGUAAAGAACUGCACAGUUGGUGACAAAGAAUUGAGUUAUGAAGAACAAAUCGAAGAGUCCAUUAAAUUUGAAGAAAUUGAAGUUGAAUCAGCGAUGAGUCUGUCUCGAAUGAGGUACCUUCUAGCUCUGCUGUUGACUAUGAUCGCCAGCAAAGACAAACUGAAGUACUUAGGUGCGUAAUUUUUUUAUUGAUAUUUUUUGAGUUUUUACACUUUCUCAUACUCAAUUGCACUCUUUUUUAGUGUGAAAACAUGCUUCCUGUGUGUUUGCCAGUAACAGGAACCCAUUGUGGAAGUGUCAACAUAUUCAUAAUCAUUAUCAAAGUAUAUUAUCAACAAAAGAUAAAAUAAAAGCUUAUCAAUAGUGUUAUUCACCUACAUUAGACAUCAACGGGUUUUCAUACCUAAAAUAAUAAAGCCACUAUAACAUGUUUGAACAAUAAACUAAUUAAUGCACUGUCAUUAAGGAUUUACAAGUGUGGUAUUCUCAUUAGUAAAACAAUAUGCAAAACUUAGUUGACAAUAUUCAUAGCAGUUUAUUAAUAUUCAAAUACAUGCAUACAAGGCUUGAAGUUGACAUUGUUUUUUUUUAUAAUUAAAUGUAAGGAAUGAAAGUGAGGUUUUAUAAGUAGAGUUACAUAUAGGAUUGUUUUCAUUUACAGAUGGAAUUUAUUGUCGCCUUGGUUGACGUUACUGAUAAGCAUUUUGUUUGAAUAGUGAAACGCUUAUCGGAUAUUUUAUUUGGUUUGAUUCCUACAGAAAACCAAACUGUUUAUUACAAAACUUUUUUUUUGAUCAUACUCUUUGGUGUUAGUCCAAGAAUUGUUAGACAUUUUUUUAAAGUAUUUGAGGCAUUAUAAAAUCUUUUAAAAUAGCUUGUUAUAAUAUCUGAACACUAAACAUGUAGACCUGACAGAAGGUAAUGCAAUUUAAUUAUAUAAUUCAAGGUCAAAGGUCACAACAAUCAUUUUCAAUCAUUCUGCAAUUCUUUUGUCUUCACAUAUUAAGUUUAGACUGAUAAACAAUACAAAGCUUUCAUCCAUAUACUCUUUAAAAGUUAGUUGUUUUCCCGCGACUCCACCCGCGUAAAUUAUCCUAGGAUUAUAUAUUAUUAUAUAGCUACGUGAAGGUGAAAAGCUGAGCGCAUAAAAAUGUUUCAAACAAAAUUUGCCUCAAAUUCAAUUCACCACAAUUUCUUAAUAAGGCUAUAAUAUCAUUGGGAAGAUCGAAACCGAGAUAAUAAUUCAAAAAAUGAUUUGUGACCUUUCACCUUGGAUAACUUAACCAAAUGCCAUUAAUGAUUUUAAAGUAUAAUUAAUUUAAAAUUUAAGCUAUUUUUAUUAUGUUCAAUUCAGUUGUGUUUUUAUAUUAUCUUUAACAUCUAUUGGGUUUUGAAGUGAUAUUUUUGUGAGUGUCUGCUUUUUGUGACGUGCAGCAUUUCCUCAGAUCAUAUCCUAUUAUCAACGGAGCUUUAUCAUCCUGGUUUUUAUUUUAGCCAAUGUUUUUGUUAAUUUAAGCAGCAGUUGCCGACGAGUUACAUCGUGAUGUCAUUGGUAAUGUCAAGAGAGUGAGUUCAUCUCCAUUAUGUUGUUAAUUUGUGGUGCUGGUCGGUGAUGGUGGGGCUGGAUAUCGAUUUGGGGAGUGGAUUUAAUUUUAAGCGAAAAUUUAUAUUCGGCUUUGUAUAUGGUGGUGGCUGGUUAAUGAAGUAUCCGGUCUGAAGUCUUUAUAUACACACACCAUCACAUUAGGUUAACACAAUAGGCCAAGUGUCUGCAAUUAAUUUUGUCGUUAACUGUCACAGAUUAAGAAAGACUUAAAAUAUUUGGCCUUUUGUAGUAACUUGACGUGCUGCCGUCUGUGCCGUUUAUCAAGAAAGUCCAUAUUUAUUAAAGAUGUACAUAUUUUUACAUAGCUUUAGAUUAAAUUGUAAAUAGUACAUACAGUUUAUAAAAAAAUUGCUCUCAAAAUAAAAUAGUUUAAUGGUAAUAAUCACAUAUUUGUAAUUAUAAACCAAUAGAAUUUAUUCUGUACAUAAUCAAAAUAGAAUAACAUAAUUCAAAUAUAUUUUGACAAUUUACUAAUAUAUCAUAUUUUUACAACAGGUUUCAACAAACGGCUAAUAGACGAAUUACUGCUAGAAUCUCUCGAGGCUAUGGGCAUUAAGCCAUGCAAAGAUGAAUCUCUGACACCAAUAAGACGUCUUAAAACUAACAUCGAAAUGUUACUUAAUGGAACUGUGCCCAAAGAACAGAUGGAAAAAUUAAAAAAUGAAAAUAAGUCCACAGAAGAAAUUUUGGAACUACUAACUGAUGAGAAGAAAACUGAGUAAAAUGACUAUUUAUCAUACCAUUUA
Diatraea saccharalis (sugarcane borer) is the source of this 4036-nucleotide messenger RNA. The record is from the annotation of a GenBank genome assembly. Lineage: Eukaryota; Metazoa; Arthropoda; Insecta; Lepidoptera; Crambidae.